AUGUCGACAUGGUCAACGACUAGAAAUACGUCCUCGACUGAAUUGCUUGGGUUUUGUCAACAAGAUAUAGACAGCGUCAACAGCAAAACUUCAAAAUAUUCACUCUUAUCAUUUUCGAUGAUCGAUCAGUCAACUGAUUCAUAUGCUAGUAAUCAUUCACAAACAAUUCCACAUUAUCAAACAAUGACAAAUCUCCUAUCAUCUUCGUAUCUUUCUCCAUCACCACCAUCGACAACACUAGCAACAUUACCACCAUCAUCAUUAUCAUCAUCUUCGUCUUCUCCUUCGUCGACAACCAACUGUACUAAUCAUGAUCCUUUGUAUCCUUCAUCUAUCUACCAUCAUUCAGCUGAAGUUAUUGUUAGUCCACAUCGUUCAUCUCUAAUGAAUUCAGCACACUCGUCACCGUUUCAUUAUCAUCAUCAUCAUCAGCAGCAACAUCAUCAACAAAAACUUCGACAUCGUCCUAGUGAACAAACAGACUCUGAUUGUGAUCUCGACAGUUCAUCGAAUUCGAUAUUAUCAUCGUCAUCAUCAACAACUAAUAUUAAUUUAACGAAUUCGUCGUCGAAGUUAAAAAAGCGACGAGCGAAUCUACCCAAAGAUAGCGUUCGAAUAUUGAAGAAUUGGUUAUAUGAACAUCGUUACAAUGCUUAUCCGACAGAUGAUGAAAAAGCGAAUUUAUCUCGGCGGGCCGAUUUAUCUAUAAAUCAAGUGUGUAAUUGGUUUAUCAAUGCUCGUCGACGUAUUCUACCUGAUUUACUAAAGAAAGAAGGUACUGAUCCGAAAAAGUUCACAAUAUCUCGACGAUUUUCUCGUGAUCAAAAACGUUCAUCACCCCCAUCAGCGAUAUGUUCAACAAGCGGUGAAAAUACUUCGACCGAACCAAUGACGACAACAGUAACAGAUAAUACACUGUCCCAAUCACUCGUGAAAAUCAAUGUCAUCACUGAACGUAGUUCUUCACCUUCGUUAAUACUUGCAAAUAACUCUAAUGUGCUCAACAAACAAUUAUCACAACAAAUAGACAAUUCUUCAUCGUCAUCAUCAUCCUCUUCUUCAUCAUCAACAACUGAUCCUUGUUGUAGCGCAUCAACUAGGCAUCAUGUUUUGCUUAAACCUAUUCGUGAUCCAGCCGUCAUCAAUCUAAUAUCGACUGAGUCUAAACAAGCACAAACACGUUUGAUAUGUUCGACUGAUUCCUUAUCAACAUCAACUAGUUCGACAAAUAGUUCAAGUGGUGAUCUCGCCGGUUUUCAACUUCUUGUUGAUGUAGCUGUCAGAGAACUACAUAGAAUACNAAAAGAUGAAGGAAGAAAGAGAAAGUAA
Adineta ricciae is the source of this 1329-nucleotide messenger RNA. Lineage: Eukaryota; Metazoa; Rotifera; Eurotatoria; Adinetida; Adinetidae. The record is from the annotation of a GenBank genome assembly.